This is a messenger RNA of Impatiens glandulifera, 1746 nucleotides long. RefSeq names its product receptor-like cytosolic serine/threonine-protein kinase RBK2. The transcript is spliced from 9 exons. Gene Ontology annotation, biological process: protein phosphorylation. Lineage: Eukaryota; Viridiplantae; Streptophyta; Magnoliopsida; Ericales; Balsaminaceae. Gene Ontology annotation, molecular function: protein kinase activity; ATP binding. The record is from RefSeq and is a predicted model, not a curated record. Bases 114 to 1475 code for a protein of 453 amino acids.
CUCCCUCUUUCUGUCUCUCCAUUGCUCGAUUCGUCUCCAUUUUGGAUCCUCGGGAGGUCUGAUACGGAAUCGUCUCUGACAAUUGGAUUUCAUUGAAACACAAAAAAGGAGUUAUGCAUCCUUCAACUUCUCCCAGUAAUAGCCAUGGUCAUGGCAUUACUGAUGGAAGUGCUGAAGAAGAGUCCAGGAGACAAUUCCCAUGUCACUCCUCCUCGCUCUCCGCAGAAGACUUGGACUAUCAGACAAGGGAAUCUUCCGACAAUGAGAUGGAAUAUGAGACCGAUCUCUCAGAUCCGAGCUCAUCAACAAAUCCAAGGACUGGCCAUCAAUGGCGAGCUCCAAGAGGGAUCUUCAGAAUAUUGAAGAAGGGACCUCAAUUUCCUACUUUCCACAACAACAUAAACACAAUAAAGAAAUUGUCAAAGAAAAAGAGCAGGAGCGCAAGACAAAGCAUGCCCUCUUUUGAUACUAGUUUGGAUGCUGAAUGCCUACCUCACCUGAAAUCAUCGUGGAAAAACUUUUCCCUUUCGGAUCUUGCAGAUGCAACCAACAAUUUCAGCGAAGAAAAUAUUAUUGGAGAGGGAGGUUACUCUGAAGUUUUCAGAGGAAAUCUGAAAAAUGGGCAACUUGUAGCCAUAAAAAGACUAAAUAGAGGAAGCACAGAAGAGGUUAUAGCUGAUUAUUUAUCUGAGCUUGGUAUAUUAGUCCAUGUGAAUCAUCCUAAUAUCGCCAAUGUUAUUGGAUAUGGAGUUGAUGGUGGAAUGCACCUUGUUCUUCAUUUGUCUGCCCAUGGGAGCUUAUCAUCGAUCCUCACUGGUGAUAAGGAGAAUUUGACAUGGAAAAUCAGGUAUAAGAUUGCAUUAGGAACAGCGGAAGGCUUAUCGUAUCUUCAUGAAGGAUGUCAACGUCGAAUUAUUCAUAGGGAUAUAAAGGCUGCCAAUAUCCUUCUUUCUGAAGACUUUGAUGCUCAGAUAUCUGAUUUUGGGAUGUCAAAGUGGCUGCCGGAUCAAUGGACACAUCUCACAGUGUCACAAUUUGAGGGCACAUUUGGUUACCUUCCUCCCGAAUUUUUCAUGCAUGGAAUAGUGGACGAAAAGACUGAUGUAUAUUCGUACGGUGUUCUAUUGUUGGAAGUUAUCACUGGACGGUUGGCUUUGGAUAAAUCCCAAAAGAGUCUCGUAAUGUGGGCUAAACCUUUACUAACAGAAAACAAAUUGACCGAGCUAAUCGACCCAUGUCUUGGUGAAGCCUAUGACACAGAGCAGUUGAGUCAAAUGGUGACAGUUGCGGCAAUGUGCUUAGAUCAAAUCCCAUCUGAACGGCCUACAAUGAGCAAGGUGGUCCAGAUGUUACAAGGAGAAGAAGAGCAUAAUUUGGAUAAGCUGAGAAAAUUCACGAGAGUGCGAGUUUUGAAGAGGAAUUUAUCAUUGGGAACAUUAGAGUACGAGAACAAUAAUAACCCUGCGAACAUUUGAAUAAAAGAAAAAAGUGGAUGAUGAAGAUACAUCAGGUAGCUUUGGAGGCUAUAAACAAGAACACAAGAGAAAGAGGGAGAUUGUUAUAUAGUUUCAAAACAGUUUUCUGUUAAUAUAAUAAAUUGACAUUUAGUUUUGGGUGCUAAAUGAUCAUUUGUUACAUAUAUAUAUUUAUUAUAUGGUUUGUAAAACAGUUGAUUUUAUAUUUUGAGAGUGUAAAUUAUUAUUAUGUUUCAGUUUCUCUUUCAAAUGAAAUGAUGUUUAAUUCUUA